Thecamonas trahens ATCC 50062 is the source of this 2013-nucleotide messenger RNA. RefSeq lists its product as uncharacterized. Gene Ontology annotation, cellular component: GPI-anchor transamidase complex. The transcript is spliced from 2 exons. The coding region runs from base 1 to 2013 and encodes 670 amino acids. NCBI's taxonomy places the organism in Eukaryota, Apusomonadida, Apusomonadidae. The record is from RefSeq and is a predicted model, not a curated record. Gene Ontology annotation, biological process: attachment of GPI anchor to protein; protein localization to cell surface; proteolysis. Gene Ontology annotation, molecular function: GPI-anchor transamidase activity.
AUGGUGCUUGCGGUUGUGCAGUACCUCGACCACUGCCCUGCCACAACGGCAACAGAGGCUCUGGUGGCUGGCGAGUGUGUCCUGCUCGCCGCCGCCCAGCUCGCCGUCCCGCUCCACCGAUGGCUGGCAGCCGGUGGGAGUAGGGGCCGCGGCGAGGGCGCCAAUGGCGGUCAGAGCCGAACGGGCCAACACGGGCAAAGUGGCUCACGACGUCGCCGUGGGCCGAGGUCAUCGGUUUUGAUUAUCGGAUGGCAUGCCGCCAGUCUGCUCGCCGCAGCAGUGGCCGCCGCUGCGGGGGCCGGGCUCCACGGCCGGAGCCCGAGCUCGGCGGCGGCGUUGACCACAGCUGAUGCGCCUGGAGUCGACGGAUCGUAUGCGUUCUGGUGGCGGGUGGCGCUUCUCGCAUGGCUUGCCCACAUGGUGGGCCUCGCUGUCCCGGCGGUGUGGAUGCUGUACGCCUACGAUGUGCGAUGGCGGCUGGCGGCAGUGGUCGGCUCGGCGAGCCUCGCGCUGGCAGCGGUCGCCGGCGCUUCCCUGCUGGGCGCUGUGCCGACACUCGGCAUGCUGGCGCCGAUGGGGGUCUGCUGCUACGGCUUUGUUGCCUGCAUGUGGUCGCUCGUGGCGCGGCGGACGCGAUCAUGGCUGAUUUGGGCCGGCGUCGUCUCCUGCGCCGUCCUGGGCCUCAUCGCCUUUAUGGAGCCCCUUGUCGACUUUCGUGCCGGCCCUCCGCCGCCACAGCAAGCACGCUUCACCAACCACUCGCUCGCACGGCUGGUCUCUCUCCUCGUCCUUCCAGGCAUCGCGCUCGCUGGCAUCGACCUCGCCGAGCUUGUCGUCUUCCCCUGGAGAGGCUGGGGGCUGGGGCUGGGGGCGGUAGCGGUGGCGGUGGCGGUGGCGGUGCUGGCGGCAGAGGUGGCGGUGGCGGCAGAGGUGGACGGCGCUGAGUCUCUGCCUGUGGCCGGGACCUCGGCUGGGGCUGGGGACGGGAUGAGCAAGGUCCAGGUGGUGGCUACAGACGGGGCCGAGGAGGCAGUCGAUGUGGCGGCAGCGUGGCUGGCGAGACGAGAGGCAGGGAAGGCGGCGGCUGGCGAGGGAGCGGCAGGCGAGGGAGCAACGGGCAAGGCGGCAGCAGGCGGAGGGGCCGGAGAUGGCGGACACACGUCCAACUGGGCGGUCCUUGUCUGUGCCUCGAGGUACUGGUUCAACUAUCGGCAUAUUGCCAACACGCUCUCGCUGUACCGAUCUGUGCAGCGGCUGGGCAUUCCGGACUCGCACAUCAUCCUUAUGCUCGCAGAUGACAUGGCGUGCAACUCGCGGAACAUCGAGCCGGCCCAUGUGUUCAACUCGGGCUCACUCGACCUCAAUCUGUAUGGGGAGGCUGUAGAGGUCGACUAUCGCGGGUACGAGGUCACUGCUGAGGCCUUUCUGCGAGUGCUGACCGGACGGACGCCGCCGGGCACGGCCAAGUCCAAGAUGCUGCGCUCAGACGCCGGCUCCAACAUCUUGGUCUUUAUGACCGGCCACGGCGGUGACCAGUUCCUCAAGUUCCAGGACUCGGGCGAGGUGACUUCGGUCGAUCUUGCCGACGCCUUUGCGUCGAUGGCCUCGACGGGCCGGUUCAACGAGAUGCUGGUCAUGGCCGACACGUGUCAGGCCGACACGCUGUUCUCGGCCGUCACCACGCCAGGCAUUGUCACUGUUGGAUCGUCGGUCAUCGGCGAGUCGUCGUACUCGUACUCGGCGGCUCAUUCGCUCGGUGUCGCCGUCAUCGAUCGCUUCACCUACCACACCCUCAGCUUUCUGGAGAACCGGGUCCGCAACGCGUCGUCGCCGGCCACUCUUGCCGACUUGCGCAACCACAUCACACCGUCCAAGCUCGGCUCGACUCCGUCGUGGCGGACGAGCCACUACCCGCGCUCGCUGGCAGACGUGCCCAUUGCCGACUUUUUCGCUGCAGUCCCCGAGCUGGACUUUAUCGACGCUCCGUAUCCGCUCGACCACCUCGAGCCGUAA